This is a messenger RNA of Teleopsis dalmanni, 2634 nucleotides long. RefSeq names its product endoplasmic reticulum mannosyl-oligosaccharide 1,2-alpha-mannosidase-like. The coding region runs from base 57 to 1964 and encodes 635 amino acids. Gene Ontology annotation, molecular function: calcium ion binding; mannosyl-oligosaccharide 1,2-alpha-mannosidase activity. The record is from RefSeq and is a predicted model, not a curated record. The transcript is spliced from 7 exons. Gene Ontology annotation, cellular component: endoplasmic reticulum; membrane. Gene Ontology annotation, biological process: N-glycan processing; carbohydrate metabolic process. NCBI's taxonomy places the organism in Eukaryota, Metazoa, Arthropoda, Insecta, Diptera, Diopsidae.
AGAGUUUACGUCGAACAUGGAACCAGCUGCCUCGUUGUCAACGCAAUCUCAUUAUAAUGGGAAUUUCCACGGUUUUAGUUUUUUCAUGGUUUUUAUUUUUGCCUGGUGAUCAAAUUGUGGCUGAAUCACGCAAGUCAUAUGCCGCUGGUGGAGGUGUGUUCCCAUUUCACGCUGGUCGCGAAGUAUCAAAUUUGCAGGAAAAUGAGAAUAAAAAUGCAGCUUCGCACAAAAUUUUAGCCAAUGAAGAAAGUGAAACUAAAAGUAAUAUUGAACCUGAAGCAGCUGGCAUACCAGAACACAUAGAGGCUCCAGUUGAGUCUAAUAUCUUACCAUUGGAGACUUUAGACAAGGUAGAAGAUGCCCCUAAAACGAAUUUACAACUGAACAGAUUCGAUGAAAAAAAUAAUAUAAAUAUACAAGAAAUAAAUUUGAAUAAUAAUGUUGAAUCAGUUGCUGAAGUGCAAAGUGAAAGGGAUCAUACGAUUAUUGAAAAAGCCGUACAAGAUCCAAUGAUAUUACCUGAUACAAAAGGCUUAACAAUAGAUGAUUUUCUUAAGAAUAUUUCAACAGCAAUUGUAGCGCAAAAACAACACUUCCAUGGAGCUACAAAUGAAAGACAAAUCGCUGUGGUAGCCGCAUUCAAGCAUUCAUGGGAUGGCUACCGCAAAAAUGCGUGGGGUCUUGAUAAUUUGAAACCGAUUUCGCAGACAGGAUACGAUUGGUUUGGACUUGGACUAACUCUAGUAGACUCAUUAGAUACCAUGUAUAUAAUGGGUUUAGAAGACGAAUUUUUGGAGGCAACUAAUUGGGUAAAUGAAAAACUCAAUUUUGAUAAGAAUCGAGAUGUGAAUCUCUUUGAAGUGACCAUACGUGUACUGGGAGGUUUAUUGUCGGCCUAUCAUUUGAGUGGUGAUAAAGUAUUUUUGAAAAAAUCGGUGGAACUCGGUAAUCGUUUGCUGCCUUGUUUUCUGUCACCAUCGGGAAUUCCUUAUUCAGAUGUUAAUCUGGCUUCUUUAUCGGCUCACUCACCUAAAUGGUCUCCAGACAGUUCUACUAGUGAAGUUACAACAAUUCAGUUGGAAUUUCGAGAUCUGAGUCGUUCCACCAAUGUACCAAUUUAUGAAAGAUUGGUAGAGACUGUAAAUGAGAAAGUACAUGCACUUGAUAAAAAUAAUGGUCUGGUGCCAAUAUUCAUAAAUGCUAAUACUGGAACCUUUCGAAAUUAUGCCACCAUAUCCUUGGGUGCGCGUGGUGAUUCCUACUACGAAUACCUCUUAAAGCAGUGGAUACAAACCGGACGCAAAGAAAACGAUUACCUCGUUUUAGAUUAUUUACGUUCCAUUGAUGGUGUUAUGACGCAAUUAAUGCGACGUACACCCAAAGAGCAGCACGUCUUUAUCGGCGAACUUAUUAAUGGCAAAGAAUUUAAACCAAAAAUGGAUCACUUAACGUGUUAUUUGCCUGGCACGUUAAUACUGGGGCAUAAGUAUGGUAUGCCUGAUUCGCACUUGAUACUGGCUAGAGACCUGCUAGAGACCUGUUAUCAAACUUACAUGAAACAGCCUACCCAACUAGCACCAGAAAUAUCGUAUUUUGCUGUUAGUGAAAAUGAAGAGCACGAUAUUUAUGUGAAGCCAAAUGAUGCACAUAAUUUGCUGCGCCCGGAAUUCAUAGAAAGUUUGUACUAUUUUUAUGCAUUAACCGGCAAUCGGACCUAUCAAGAUAUGGGUUGGAACAUAUUUCAAGCAUUUCAAAAGCACACUAAAGUUGCUAAUGGUUAUACAUCCAUUGGGAACGUUAAAAAUGUGUUGAACACAAGACUGCGUGACGUAAUGGAGAGCUUUUGGCUCGGCGAAACACUUAAGUACUUUUAUUUAUUAUUUAGUGACAAUCGAAAAGAAAUAGAUUUGGAAAAAUGGGUUUUUAAUUCGGAAGCACAUCCGUUACCUAUACGGAAACAUUAGCUCCAUGAAGAUGGUGUAAAUAUAUUUACAUUUGAAAUAUUUUUUGUACUUGGCAGCAUAACUAAGCAAAUUUUGUAAAAGCUAUAAUUACUCGCGAGCAAUGUUUAUAAGUUUAUAUGUUUAUAUGUUCAUAUUGCUUUUAGAUGUGAAUAAGCGCAACUAUAUUUCUAAUGUUAUAGCAUUAAUAAACAGGUCAUAGGUAAUGGACAGUAAUAUAGGAAUUUUAAGAAAUAAACGAGUUCAUUGUAUAAGUAUGUAGUUACCUUUACGCCACUCGCUUUUAUCUAAUAUAUUAGACUUGAAUCUUUUGUAAAUGUUUCAGUAUAUGACAUUAUUAUUAAUUAUAUUUAUUUAUUAACAACGCAUCCCACUAAGUUAUUAAUUUAGUAGAAUUAAAAUCUUAGCUUAAAUGCCAAAUGUCAUUUGUUUAGUAAAAACAAAAAGCGUUUAGUUUAAAAAUUAAUCAUUAUGUUACUAUAUUUAAUAUAUUUUAUUGCGAUUUAUGAUAUUAUAAAUUAAAAAAAAAAAAUAUUGUAAAAAUUGCUCUCAUACUUAUGUUACGUUAAAGCACUGAAAAUAUUAUUGAUAAUCGUCGUAGUUCAUAUUUAUGGAAACAAUACAAAGUGAAAACUAUUGUAAUUUAAAUUGUUUAAUUUGUAUUUGUUAGUAA